CUAGAUGGAGAGAACGGUUUUAGUUAUACGAGAAUUUGAUAGAUCGAGGGAGCAGACUKAGCAGUCUCUCUGUUGCGUUUGAUUGAAGUAGUUUUGGUUGGACCGUCGGAAAGGGUAGUUUGCAACUUGCAAGUUUUGGCGGGAAAGAGGAUGAGUUCGUCGGCGGUAGAAACAGACACGCCUGACCUGGUGUGUCAGCUGGACAACGUCCAAGGAAUGGUGGACGCCCUCAGCUGCGUUAGAUGGAAGAGACAGCAGGACGCGGUYGUGGAAUUGUCGGAGCACGGCGUGGUUUUGAUUGUCGAAGAAACCGGUUGCCUUCAGGCCAAAGUCUAUCUGAAGCGUGAACUUUUUCUUAGUUAUGAAUACAGUGCUGAGGGUCGCCCUAGAUUUGGAGUAAGCCUGAGCCUUUUUGUUGAUUGCCUAAACACAUUUUCUGUUCCUGGACAUUUAAGCACGAUCGAGAUUCGGUAUCCAGGACCAGACAUGCAGCUCCUUCUCAAGUCAAUUGAUUCACCAGAUGCUUGCAUUUAUGCGGAGAUAAGAACCAGGAUCCCGGAUACAAUUUCUUGGGACUACAACUUUGAACCUGCAGGAAGGACCCCACUUAGUUUUACCGUUAAGUCUGCAGCUCUUAAGGAGGCUAUUGAUGAUCUUGAGUGGCCAGGCUCAAGCAUCCAGAUAGUUGUACAACCAGAUCCCCCCUCUGUUACCUUUAAAGGUGAAGGCCAUGGAGACUUACAGAUAGAUUUCAUGUACUAUGCAAAUACUGAUCUUUUGAUUGCAUUCCAUUGUGAUCGCCGUGUAUGCUACAGGUAUAAGUACAAGUUCCUUCGUGCAACAACCUCGAACAUUCCUAGCAGUGUCAUAAAGGAUAGCAGAGGAAGCAAAUUGACUAUUGGUAGAGGUGGAAUGCUGAAAGUGCAGCACCUGGUCUCAGUUGUAAGAUCCACUCAACACUCACAUAAUGAUUCUGCUGGCUAUCAACAACCUAGUAGGAUUGCUUAUAUUGAGUUCUAUGUCAAACCAGAGGAAACUGAAGAUCCUGUGAAUGAUUCAUAAGGCAUGUUAUAUAUCAGAUUAUGAAAUGUUUAAUCUAAUACUGGGUACUACAAAGUUUUGCAAACUACUAAUGAAGGGUCAUUUUCUAGGUU
Molecule: messenger RNA, 1154 nt
Organism: Nelumbo nucifera (sacred lotus)
Lineage: Eukaryota; Viridiplantae; Streptophyta; Magnoliopsida; Proteales; Nelumbonaceae
Product: PCNA domain-containing protein
Biological process (GO): DNA repair; DNA damage checkpoint signaling
Cellular component (GO): checkpoint clamp complex; nucleus
Source: RefSeq, a predicted model, not a curated record